AUGACUACAAAUAAAAAGAAUAGCACGAUGGUAGCUGGUCUCCUAUUUGGUACAUCUGCAUUUGGAAUGGGAAUGCUCUACAUGCCAGCCACGUUCAACCAACUUGGAUACGUCGGAAUGUCAACUAUCAUGGCAUUUAUGUUUCUGCUUACGUAUUUAUCACUCUACUUCAUCAACCUAGCUGACGAAAAGGAGCAAGAAAUAGAAAAGAGCAGUUCCAAAAGAGACUACUCUUUCUUUGCCAAUUUCAACAGACACCUCUCACUAAUGGUCACCAUUGCAUUCAUUCUAUCCAACUUUGCAGUGGUCUACCUCUUUCUAAGACGAGCAACAGACCUAACUGUCGCAUUAAUCAAUAUCAAGGCGAAAAUGGCUACUACAACUUGGGUCCGCCUUGGUGUCCUCACAUUCUACUCGAUUGCUGCUCUCUCCCUCUUCAUGCAGCACGACCUGACCAUUUUGAAGCCGCUCUCCUACGUCGCCCUCUUUGCCUGCUUCUACUACGCUGCUCUGAUGGUUAUGCUUGGAUUCACGUCUAAGAUCCCCCUUUCUGAGUUGAAGCCAUUUCGGUACGAUAAUGGCCUGAAUGCCUUGCUUAAUGCCAUUUUUGCAGCCCACUGCCAAUUCUCGUUUCUGAAUUUCAAGGAUACGCUACGCGUCAAGAACGACAGAAACAGCAAGAAGAUGCUGCUCAUUGCUUGCCUUACGAUCUACCUGUCCUAUGCGACCAUUGGAUUCUUCGGAUACAAGUACAUGGGAUCGAGCAUAGGAAGCGACUACAUUUUGGGACUGGUUGUUAAGAACUUCUCGGAGAAUAAGCUGCUGGAUAACAACAACCUGUUUGGAAGAAAGCUGUUCCAGGGACUCCUCUUCGUCCUAUCGACCCUCUUCAUUGUGAUAUUCUUCACUGGAAUCCCAUUGACCGUAUUCACGUUUGUGCCUGAAAUUGAGAAGUUGGUUAAGAGAGCCAACGUGAAGCCAAAUACGAGAAUAGUGAAACUGAUUAUUGGACUGGCUCUCUACGUAUUUGCGUUGCCUUCAUCCCUGAAUGAGGGACUCUUCCUUGCAUUUGUGAGUGCAUUUUGCACCAACUUCCUGAGUUUCGGAUUCCCAGGCAUCUACGCUGUCCAUUACAGCACUGAUAGACGUAUCAGGGGAAUUGGAUACAGUAUGAUUGGAUUCAGUAGCAUUCUUGCACUGCUACUGGCUGGUGUUGAGAUAAAGAAUGCAGUCUCGAAAUAA
Messenger RNA from Enterospora canceri, 1242 nucleotides. NCBI's taxonomy places the organism in Eukaryota, Fungi, Microsporidia, Enterocytozoonidae. The record is from the annotation of a GenBank genome assembly.